GAGACAGAAUUUAUCAGCAACUCGAAACUUGCGAUUAAUCAUGAAAUUUGUUGCAACAACAAAAGCACAACUACAACAACAAAAUAAAAAGCAUUAUUCAUUGAAAUUCACUGAAGCUGAGCAAGAAUUGAAACGUAUAAAUAAUUUUCACGCGGUGAAUUUGGGAACAUUGAACAACGUGAGUUUGUGUAGUGCAGUGAAAUUUGCGAAAGUAAAAAAUCAACAACAAAUAAACGAAUAUAAAAAGUUUUCUACUAUUUAUAAAAAUUGGAAGAAUCAAAACUUUUACAUAGCUACGUCUUGAUUAAGUGCAACUUUAAACAAAUUUACCCCUUCCAAAAUUAAUUGGAUUUAAAACCCCAAACCUAUCAAUCAUUGAAAAUUAAUUAAAAAAUAAUAAAGAAAAAUUUUGGACAACUAAAAAAUAAAAUUUAAGUACAUAAGAAAAACUUUUAAAUUUUUACAAGUUUUAAAAAGUGAUUAAAUAAAUAUAGAUAAUAACGUAAAUUAAAUAUAAUUUAAAAACUACCUUCUAAAUUUUAAAUAGCCGCGCAAAAAUAUAGUGUAAUAACAAAACGCUAAAUAACCUCGUGCUUGGCUGUCAAUCCUUUCAAAAAGAGUCAACACUAGUCUCUUGCAGUUAGUCGUUAAUCAUUGCUCACGCUUUGUGCUGCACCUCCGUAGAGGAAACAAUUGAAGAAGAGUCGGCAAACGUGCGCGCCAAUCUCUUUCAAAAGCAUAUAAGAAAGUAUCUGCAACUGCAAAAGGAGGAAGCAGACAAAGAAAAACAAGGCGCUAGAAAAGGCAUAAUUAAUUUGCGUGUAUCCUUGUCAUCACAUCAGGGAUUUCAAUCUACUUCAACUUCCUUAACAAUAUUAACCGAUAAGCAGAGGUAUUUAGUCAAAAGAACGACGGGUAUUAUAACUGGUAAUACGAUUGCUACCAACUCUACAACGGCUUCUUUGUGCUCAUUCAAAAUUUCCGCUACAUCGCCUAAAUCUAAACGCAAGACGUCGAAUAAAGACAAGAAAAUGCCGCGACGCAACAAGAAAGGUGGCAAAGGCCGCAACGGUGACUCCAACUCUGAGGACGAGUCCUUCAACGAUAAUGCCAGCGUGUAUUCUUACGUUUCUGAGAAUGCACCCUCGUCCAUAAACGAUAUGGAUGAGCUCUCAUCCAAUGAACGUUACGAGGAGAAAUUCAUGCAAGCGCUCGAAAAUGCCACUGAAAAGUCUGCACAGACACGCACCACAGCUUUGCAGAAUAUCUGUGAAAUUCUCAUGCAUCGCUAUAUGCCCGAUUUCGUAGACGAUCGCAAGGUGACAUUGAUCGAUUGCAUUGAAAAGUCCAUACGACGUGGCAAAGGUGCCGAACAGUCGGGCGCUGCACGUCUAGCACCGUUAGUGGUGCUUCAAUUGGGCGGUGAUGUGGAGAUCUCAAAAGAAUUGAACCAGUGUCUGUUGACCACCGUACAAGACAAGGCUGUCUCAUUCGAUGCACGUGCCAAAUGUUGCACCGCUUUGGGUCUAUUGAAUUUCCUUGGUGGCGAGGAUAUUGGCGAUCUUAUCACUUUAAUGCAAUUUUUCGAAGGCAUUUUCAGCGCCAGCUAUUUGCGAGGUGAUGAAAAAUCGCCAGUAUCGGUGAAUGCCGAGGCAGGCACCUUACACGCGGAAGCACUGUCCGCUUGGGGCUUACUGCUGACACUCAUACCGUCGGGUGACUUCGUCUCACUCAUGACCAAUGGACAGCCGAUGUUGCCUUCGGUGAAAAAAUUGAUGGGUCUAUUGCAGUCGCCACAUUUGGAUGUGCGCAUAGCAGCUGGUGAGACUCUAGCACUAAUACUGGAGUGCGGUCGCGCACAUGAUAAAGACUUCUUGGAAGAGUAUCUCGGCGAUUUGAUCGAUGCUGUUAAAAAGCUAGCCACUGAUUCACAUAAAUAUCGCGCCAAGCGUGAUCGCAAAGCUCAACGCGCUACAUUCCGUGAUGUGCUGCACUAUUUGGAGGAAGAUACAUCACCCGAAAUCAACAUUCGCUUUGGCACCGAGUGCCUCGUUUUGGAUUCCUGGGCCGUACAUCAUCAAUAUUCGGCGCUAUGCACCAUUAUGGGUCCAGGCAUGACAUCACAGUUGCAAGAGAACGAUUUCAUACGCGACAUCUUUCAACUAGGUCCUAAACUUGUCGACGACGGACACGCUAAAACCAAACAAUCCAAACUGGAGCGCCACUUAUUAAACGCCGCCGCCUUCAAGGCACGCACAAUAACGCGUGGCAAAAAUCGCGACAAACGCUGCAGUUAUAAUUACUAGGCACACAGCUAAUUGUAAGAGUAUAGAAAAAGAGAACGCUUAAACUAAGUUAAAAAAAAAAGAAGAAAAACGAAAACGCCGUGUAGCGACCAGAAGUUUGGUUCAACUGUGGCGCAUGUGACAACACUUUUGCAGUUUGCUGACCAAUUAGUUGCUGCUCCCAACAUCCAGCAGGCGUAAAAUGUAUGCGCUAAAGCGUCGACAGCUAGAAAAUUUGCAUUUUUCUAACUUGCUGUUGCUUAACGUAUUGCGUUUAACGUUGUUGCAUGCUCUAGCAGCGCUCAUUCCUCAGUUGGUGUACAAAUGCGCGUCACUUUUUACACCAUUUGAAUUUUGUUGACGGUCAAAUGGACGGACGCUUUGCUGUAAUUUCGUGUACAUUUCAUUUGCGCUCAAUUUUUACCUCCCCCGACCCCCUUGGAUUUAUUGCAACGAAUUUGUGUACACAAGAUUUAUGCAAAUCUUACAAUUAACUUAAAUUUAUGUAGCAAUUUUAUGAUAUGAAACUAUAUUGAAGUAAAAGAAAAACAACAACAACAAGUAAAUAUAACAUACCACUUACAAACAAUAUACAUGCAUAUUUACAUACAUAUAUAUAAAUUAUAAAACAAAUGCUAGUUGAAAUUUAUUUAGUUUUUAAACAUGUUUACUUACAUACAUACUUAUAUAUACAAACACACAAGCUAUAUUACUACAAACGCUGUACGAACUAUUAUGUUCAAGUUUUGUUCUUAAAUUCCACAAGUAAGAAGCUAUAAAAUUACAAAAAAAAAACAAAAACAAAUAUUUAAAUACUUUGAUGAAUUUUUUAUAUUAUAUGCAUAUAUUUUGCUUACAAUAACUUUGGCUUAAUUAUUCUGUUGCUGAAUUAAUUUUAAUCACUGUAACUUCUGAAAUAAAAACGUUAAUGAAAUGACAA
Messenger RNA from Bactrocera dorsalis (oriental fruit fly), 3225 nucleotides. It is a transcript of the gene Ifrd1, whose product is annotated as interferon-related developmental regulator 2. Lineage: Eukaryota; Metazoa; Arthropoda; Insecta; Diptera; Tephritidae. The transcript is spliced from 5 exons. The coding region runs from base 1032 to 2306 and encodes 424 amino acids. The record is from RefSeq and is a predicted model, not a curated record.